UCUUGGCUUACCAUCUUCAUAUCCUUACAAAAAAUAAAAUUCCUUAGCUUCUUUCUCACAAAUAUAAUGGGUAGUUUAUUCAUCUUACUACUUCUCUUCCCAUCUCUUUAUUUCCUCUUUCACUUUCUAAAAUGGUUUCACAUAAAAAGACACCAAAAUUGUUACAUAUUAGGGUAUGAAUGCUUCAAGCCAACUGAUGAUCGGAAAGUUAGCACACAUUUUUCCGGCGAGAUCUUGAUCCGUAACCAAAAUUUGGGACUUAAUGAGUACAAAUUUCUCCUCAAGGCGGCCGUUAGCUCCGGCAUUGGGGAGGAAACUUACGGCCCAAGAAAUAUCCUCUUGGGCCGCGAGGAAAGUCCAACACUUAAUGAUAGUCUAGAUGAAAUGGACGAGUUUUUUCAAGAUAGUGUUGGAAAACUCUUCCAAAAAUUCGGAAUUAAUCCGGAAAAUAUAGAUAUUUUAGUGGUUAAUGUGUCGAUGUUUACAUCUGUACCAUCCUUGGCAUCAAGGAUAGUAAACUAUUACAAAAUGAGAGACAAUGUUAAAGUGUACAAUCUUAGUGGGAUGGGGUGUAGUGCUAGUUUGAUUUCUAUGAGUAUUGUACAAAAUGUUUUUAAGCAUGAAAAAGAGUGUUAUGCUAUAAUUGUAACAUCCGAAUCUCUAAGCUCGAAUUGGUAUACGGGUAAUGAUCGAUCCAUGAUCCUAUCCAAUUGUCUUUUUAGGUCGGGUGGGUGUGCUAUCUUGUUGACCAACAAGUGGAGCCUAAGGAAUAAGGCUAUGUUGAAGCUCAAGUGUCUUGUACGUACACACCAUGGGGCUAAAGAUGAGUCUUAUGGAUGUUGCAUGCAAAUGGAGGAUUCUUUAGGGAGGUUAGGGUUUCACCUUAGUAAAGACCUUCCUAAGUCAGCUGCUCGAUGUUUGGUUGAUAAUCUUAAAGAACUAGCCCCAAAAAUAUUACCAAUAAGAGAAGUGGUACGUUUUGUAGUGCUUGUUAUGGUCAGAAGAUUUAACUUCGGACCUAACAAGCACGUUGGUACAGGAACAAGAGAACAAUGCAAUAGACCAGUUAUUAAUUUUAAGACCGGAGUAGAACAUUUUUGCUUGCAUACCGGAGGAAAGGCGGUUAUAGAUGGUCUAGGGGAGAACCUCAAGUUAGGAGAUUACGACGUUGAGCCAGCAAGGAUGACCCUCCACCGGUUUGGGAACACAUCGGCGAGUAGUUUAUGGUAUGUUUUGGGAUAUAUGGAGGCCAAGAAGAGGCUCAAGAAAGGGGAAAGAGUGUUGAUGGUUAGCUUUGGAGCAGGAUUUAAAUGUAAUAGUUGUUUGUGGGAGGUGUUAAGGGACUUAGAUGGGACUGACAAUGUUUGGAAUGAUUGUAUUGAAGAUUACCCUCCUAAGACAUUGGCAAAUCCUUACUUGGAGAGGUUUGGUUGGAUCCAAAAUGAAGACAUUACUACCUUUAAAAUUCCAGAGGAUUACCAAGAAAGAUUGAAUUAUUACAAGGAAAAAAUGAAUUGAACUCUCUAAAUACUUCAUUCGUAACAAAUAGAAUGCAACAAUUGAAUAUUUUAUACUUGACAGAUAAUACUCAAUUGUUGCAUUUUUCUGUUACGGAAGAAGUAUAAAUAUAACCAAUGCCCUAUAUUAUUUACAUGGUAACAUUGAUUUUUUUUUUUUUCCAUUGUAACAUAUACAAUGUAUGUUCUUUAUGGAGUGUUCAGACCUAUUAGAAAUUUCUUUUUGCCUUAGGUGUUGUUUGGUUGGAAGUUAUUUCCCUUGGAAAUAGAAAUUCCUAGGAAAUGCAUUAUGGGUGUUGUGUUUGGUUGGAGGGAAAUGGGAGAAGCAUAGGAAAUACAAAUUCCAAGGGAAAUAGAAUUUCCCAUGAAACAUGGGAAAUCACUCACCAAGCCCCCCCUUGGUGAGUAAUUUCCUAGGAAAUGCAAUUUCCUAUGGUGUCAACCAAACAAUUUUGUCUAAUUCCUAGGAAAUUAACAAGGGAAAUAAUUUCCCAUGAAAUGUAAAUUCCCAUGGGAAAUUACUUCCCAUGUGAACCAAACGAGGCCUUAUAUAUAUAUUUGUAUCUGUGCUUCAAAAUGUGAAGUUUUUUUUCUUGGUAAAAGGUGAAGCUUUAAUGUUGGGCAAUUUACUAUUGCCAUGUAAUGUACUCAUUCUUACAGCUGGAAAAUUAAAUGAUGCAUGGGUGUAGUAUUUAGCUGUA
Messenger RNA from Beta vulgaris subsp. vulgaris (sugar beet), 2218 nucleotides. RefSeq names its product 3-ketoacyl-CoA synthase 12. The transcript has a single exon. Gene Ontology annotation, cellular component: membrane. Gene Ontology annotation, biological process: fatty acid biosynthetic process. Gene Ontology annotation, molecular function: acyltransferase activity, transferring groups other than amino-acyl groups. The record is from RefSeq and is a predicted model, not a curated record. Lineage: Eukaryota; Viridiplantae; Streptophyta; Magnoliopsida; Caryophyllales; Amaranthaceae. Bases 67 to 1518 code for a protein of 483 amino acids.